Messenger RNA from Pangasianodon hypophthalmus (striped catfish), 1932 nucleotides. RefSeq names its product hyaluronan and proteoglycan link protein 2 (gene hapln2). Lineage: Eukaryota; Metazoa; Chordata; Actinopteri; Siluriformes; Pangasiidae. Bases 164 to 1180 code for a protein of 338 amino acids. The transcript is spliced from 6 exons. Gene Ontology annotation, molecular function: hyaluronic acid binding. The record is from RefSeq and is a predicted model, not a curated record. Gene Ontology annotation, biological process: cell adhesion.
CCUACUGUUACUGGAUAGAAACUGUAUGACUGUAUGAGCUGAAGUGGCUCGACAGAUCAACAAGCAAAUUUGUAAAAAUUGUUGAACCCUUUUAAUUUAGAACUUUAAAGGAAGAGAGACAGAAGACAAAAGGCAUAACAGACAGGAAAAGAUUCACUUAAUUAUGAACUGUGCAGCUUUUAUAGUCGUGACUACCAGUUUUCUCUCUUGGACUGAUGCAGUUAAUCUCUACUACAAUAAAGACAAAGAUAAAGAACUGCAGUAUCUUAUGGAACCACCAGUUUAUGCUGAGAUAAAAGCACGCCGAGGAGAGAACGCAACCCUGCCAUGUGUUCUGCGGACUGUACCUUCUCACUACACAGUUAAGUGGAGUAAAGUUGAACCUCUUCAUACAGGACCGGAAAAUAUUGUUCUCAUUAGUAAUGGGGAUGAGGUUAAGUACUAUGGCACAUGGCAGUCUAAAGCAAGUCUUCGACGUAUGCAUGCUUUGGACAUCUCUCUCCGCCUCACCAAGCUGGAACUCCAAGAUUGUGGUCUCUACAAGUGCGAACUGAUCAAUGGCAUCGAAGAUGAGAGUGUCACCAUUACUCUAAGCAUUGAAGGGGUGGUGUUUCCUUAUCAAAGCAGCCAUGGUCGUUACAAAUUUACCUACUCUGAUGCCAAAAAAGCUUGUGCAGAACAGGAUGCAACACUGGCAACAUACAAACAGCUAUACAAGGAAUGGACAGAAGGUCUGGAGUGGUGUAAUGCUGGAUGGCUAAAUGAUGGGACUGUUCACUACCCCAUUCUGAAUCCACGGCCAGCUUGUGGGAAAGAUCUUCUUCCAGGGAUCCGCAGCUAUGGGCCCCGGCACAAGACCAAGGAGCGUUAUGAUGCCUUCUGCUUCACCUCUACCACUGAGGGUUCAGUGUUCUAUGUCCCAGGGCCACUAAAUUUUUUGGAAGCAGCUCGUGUCUGUAAGGAGAAAGGAGCAAGCCUGGCCCGUGUUGGACAGCUCUACUCCUCCUGGAAGUUUCUGGGGUUGGAGCGCUGUGAUGGAGGCUGGCUACAAGAUGGUAGUGUGCGCUUUCCCAUCAUUACCCCUAAGGAGCGCUGUGGAGGAAUCCCACAGCCAGGGGUUCACAGUUUUGGAUUCCAUAAAAAGAGCAUUAGUCUUUAUGGGGCAUAUUGUUACAGGUAAAUAUCAACAUAGGGAUAAAUGAUUACAGAUACUCAAGGUCUACACCGGUAGAAGACAAUAGUCUGCAGGUACCACUGUAACAGUUCCCAUGCACCCUGGGAAUUAUUACUUUUUUCCCCUAAGCAAUACGAGAUAAUGUUUUGACAUGAAAUAUUUUGGUAAUUUACAAUACUAGAUUUUUUAAGUGGGAAUGUAGGAGGUUUUGGACCAAAAAUUUCAUACGACUUUCAAAGACUUCUGUGCUGUUUUUUUUUUUUUUGUUUAAUUAUGAGGUCAGUGAAUACUGUUUAAUUGUGUUUCUACAAUUAGUGUAUAAAUAAUUGAAUUAAUAAUUGAGUUCUACAUCAGCAGAUAUUUCUUAAACAACUUUGUAAAUAAUUACCAAAUCUUUAUGCUUUUCAUAAAAUUUUGUGAAUAACAUAAAAACACUUUUGUAUUUAUAAUAUUAUACAUGCUUUCACAUGCCAAAUAAAAUGUAGAUCUUUAAGAAUGUACUCAUACGCAUUACAUGUGGACUUACUUCUAAAUGAACUAAAAUAACAACAUAAGGACAAAAGACUGUAUAGUUGAUACUGUUAGUAAAAAUUUGUUUUAUUAUCAUUAUUUUUUUUUUUUUUAUAAAACUCCAGAACAAAUACAGAAUCCUACAAAUUGUAGUGGUAUGACACCAUAUACCAGAUGGCUUGACUUUUAAAACAUGAAUACAACAAAUUGAGCAGAUAAAUAAAAAUGUCUAUGACAAUUUUUGUGGA